Molecule: messenger RNA, 240 nt
Organism: Fusarium mangiferae
Lineage: Eukaryota; Fungi; Ascomycota; Sordariomycetes; Hypocreales; Nectriaceae
Exons: 2
Coding region: 1-240 (79 amino acids)
Source: RefSeq, a predicted model, not a curated record
AUGACUGUAGAAUACAUUAUCUGCUAUAUCGGCGUCUUCAUACUCGCUAUCCUCGGCAGCUACUAUAACAGCAUCUUCCCUGCCUUGCUACAGGAAGUGCACAGCUUAGAGCAUUGGAAUCCUUAUUAUGAAACAGAUGACGAGGACGACGAGGACGACGACUCUGGCGAGGAUGAUGAGUCUGACGGAAGUGAUGACGAUGAAUCGGGUACAUACUCUCACUCAUCUGAAACUUUGUAA